UGGAAGGGAAGUAGAAACAGCAUAACUCUGCAUAACCGAAAGAUCUAACUUACUUAGUUUACAUUUUAUUAGGUAAUUAUUAAAAUUACGUCUCCAUACUGAUGUGAACUACUACUGAUUAUAGAUCUAGAUGUAGGUUAGAUCUAUUUGGAAAUUUGGAUUAUUUUUCUUUAAAAAUUCGAGAUUGCGACAUGAUAAUUAAAUAAUGUUUGAGUAGACAUUCACCAUGAAUGGUCUUAGCCCCGGCAAAUAUGUGCCUAGCAGUCCUAUCUGCACAGAACCAUUCAACAGCAAAUACACAGUGCAAGAAGACAUUGGCAGAGGAAAAUUUGCAGUAGUAAGGCGGUGUGUAAAAAUAGAUACUGGAGAAAUAGUGGCAGCAAAGGUAAUUCGUAAACGAAGGAAAGGAAAAAGCUGCCGAGAUGAAAUUCUCAGAGAGGUCGUCAUGCUGGAGCUCGCUAUGGCUCACCCACGACUUGUUUCUCUACGAGAGGUUUUUGAAACACAGACAGAGUUGAUACUAGUCACGGAAUACUGUUCUGGAGGGGAACUGUUUGAUGAAUGUGUGAUCAAAGAAUCUUUUAAAGAAGAUGAUGUUCGUAGACUACUAGUCCAAAUUUUAGAAGGAUUAGCUUAUCUACAUGAUAAAAAUAUUGUUCAUCUUGAUCUCAAGCCUCAAAACAUUCUUCUAACAAAACCUUUUCCAGAAGGGGAGAUAAAAAUUUGUGAUUUAGGUUUUGCUUGCUUAACAAAUACUGGGGAGGACAUUAGAGAUAUAAUUGGGACUCCGGACUAUGUUGCUCCUGAAGUUCUUGAUUAUGAACCUCUAAAUAUACAAACAGAUAUGUGGAGCUUGGGUGUUCUGACGUACGUUAUGUUGACCACAUGCUCCCCUUUUGCUGGUGACACACAGCAAGAGACAUUCUGUAACAUCACUCAAGUUAAAGUAGACUACCCCGAAGAUUUGUUUGCUGAUAUUAACCCACUAGCUAUUGAUUUUAUUUCUAAGUUGUUGGUUAAAAGACCACGUGACAGAAUGACAGCCAGACAGUGUCUAGACCACCCGUGGCUGAAAGAUUUGAAGAAGAGCAUGUCUAUCUCCAUACCAAGCCCAGAUCACUCUAAGGAGCUGGCGCAUGAAAUGGUGGUGCCAAGUAACUGGCACAUGUCCCCUGACCGGCGCUCCAGCCUUUCUACCGUAGAUGCUCCACUGCAGUUCAAAGACAUGGGUGCUCAGACCUCUAAACAAGCUGAGGACAGCUCAGACUUUGAAAAAGUUACACUGAGAAAAAGUGAAGAAAAAGACUCGAUUACUCAAACCUUGUCUCACAUAGAUAUUGACAGGAACAGUUUAGACAGAAGUAGUUCAGCUUCAUUUGAAACCUGCCCCGAAACUCUAGAAGUCUCUUCUGAGACGUUGCUGGUUGAAGGCUCGGCAAAGGAUAGCUCGAGCCAACAGAGCUUAUCAGCCUCGUCAAACUCAGACCAUUUACUUUCAGACUUUGCCACUGAUGUAUCUCAAAAUGUUUUCCAACUCAUUGAGUCAAAUGCAUACACAUCAAGUAUGACAAUGAAUAGUAUAUCAGACAUGAGUGCAGACAACAGCUUGGACUUCUCCUCUAAAUACAUUUCUGUGCAAGAGAAGUCAUCUGUGUCCAACACGUUCAGUGAGGGUUUUGUCCCCUGCACAGACAGCAACAAACAGGCUAAUCUGUUGAAACGAAUGUCAAUGGAAAUCCCACCCAAAAAAGCCAAAUGCUACCAAGAGGGGGAGGAGACUGCAGACAGCAACGCUGAACAUUCACUAUCCACACAAGUGAGCCAAGGGGCCAUUGCAGAUAAUGGUGACCAGUGUUCGGAGGAGCCUGCUGAGACUUGCAACGGCAUUGAAGAUUUUAGGAAUGCUGUUUGAUUUUGGUCAACAGUGUUUAAUUUGAUUUUAACAUUUUUUGCGUCAAUAACUAAUCCUUCCUGCUUGCUUAUUCCAUGUUGGGAAUAUUGUUUUUUUAUGUAAGUUAAUGAAAAAUAUCAUAAAAUAUGAGAUAUAUUAUGCAACAAGAAUAAUUAACAAUUUCUUUAUAACAAAAGUUUCUUGCUCCGUGUGUAGAUAAUAAAAUGUGUACUAAAUCAAACUUGCUGGUAACAUACAGCACUUAGAUGUUGUUUCUUAUACCUGUCCUUUUUUUUUAGGCUGUGAUCUUUUUUUUUAAAUUUUAAUUGUAAAGGGAAGUUUUCAUUGUUGUGAUUUGUAAAGAUAAAAAUUUAGUGGCAUUAAUACAUUUCAUAACAAUUUUAUUUGUAAAAAUAAAUUCCUAAUCUAUUUCCCCCAAUUGACAUAUUUGUCUAAAAUGUCUUGAGAAUAGUUGUAACCACCAAGAAGCUAACAGAAGUGUGUGUAAUGGAGCAUGCUAUUGUCAGUGUAAAAGGUUCUGAUCUCCAUUCCAUGCUAGUUAAUCUCAAAGUAAACGUCAAGGGCUGGGACACAUCAGCUCCAGCCUGACUCUUACUUCAUUCCAUUACUGUUUGUUCUGUUAGGUUUGGUUUUAAACCUCUUUUACAGACCAACUUUAUCUGCACAAUUUACACAUUCUUUGUCUCUUGUUUCAUUAUAUUUUCAAUGAUUUAAAAAUAAGAGUAAAAUUUGGUAUGCCAGCUCUUCAAUUGUAAGCAGUUCCAUAGCUAUUUAAAGCUCUUCUGUGUCUUUGUUUGAUUUGCUUCAACAAUUUUGUAACCAGUUUUGUUAUAAAUCUAUAUUAAAAACAUCUUUACACUAUAUAAUCAUUCAGGGCAAUAGCGAUUGCUAGGUUUUUUGGUGAAAUUUCGCCAUACAUUUAUCAUUAAACAGUAAUUCACAAUGUUAGAAAAAAAAUUAAGCAGUGGUUGCUAGGAUUUUGGUGUAAUACUUGAAAGUAAAUAAUGUAUGCUUUUUCAUGAAUACAGAUACAUUAAUAGCCUUUCACAAGCCAAUGUUCUGAGGAGUAUUUUAAAAUACUGUUUAUAAAUAUUUUAAACUAGGUUUUGCAAGUCUUCAACACAGUUGUUUAUACAUCGUUUUACUUAAGAAACUGCUCCCUUGAUAGCUUUAUUUUAACUUCAAUCAAUAAUUGUUAAACACCCUUCAAGAAACACAUUUUUAGUGUUUCUUGGUUCAUAAGAUGCUUGGACUGAGCAAGCUUUAGAAAAGCUGAACCCCCCUGGGUAUGUAAAGAGCACCAAUGCUCAAAUGGUGCUUUGGGUUCUACUAUUAAUUGUAGCCUUAACCCCAAUUACUAAUUUUAGAAACUCAUUAACAUUUUAACUUACUAUUUUAGUAAUUUACCUUGUAAUAAUAUGGUCAACUAAUGUAUUGUAAAAUGCAAUUUGUUACUAACUUUAUAAAUGGGUCUAAGAUGUUACCACCUGUCAAUUACCACCUCCCCCCAUCCUCAGAUAAUUUACCCCUCUGUCAUUUCCAGAUGGAAAUUACCUCUUGACAAUACCUAUUAUACAUGUUAUCAGCAGAGUGAGAAACCCAAUUUGGGCAUUCUGUACAGCACCACAGAUGGUGUCUUGAACUGUGUAGAACAAGCUUAUUCUAUUGGGGAAAUUCCCUAACAUAAAAGUACUUUGUGUUAUUUGGUGUAGAAUCAAUUUGUACUAGAUAGGCUGUAAGCCCCUAUUCCAGUUUUAGGUAGAGGGGAGGAUUGACAUGGGGCGUAAUGCUCUGCUCCCUUAUAAUUAACCUUUCAACCAUACCUGUGAAAUGUUAAGCCACAAGUAUUAUCAUCAGCCCAAAUAUUUGUAUUAUUUUCUAAAGAAUUUUUUUUUAAGUCUCAUUUAAUAACAUUGGAAUCUUUGUUACGAACAUUGAAAUAUUUUUGUAUGUAAAAGUGAACAUACAGUUUAGUCAUUGAUGAGUUUUAUCAAAUGUAAAUAAAUUGUCCUUCUGAACAUUAUGCCAUGCUAUAAUGUUAUGAAAAAUUAUAUGAAGUAAACAAAAAAAGGUACUAUUUUAAAAUCAAAUAUAUCAUAAACCAAGAAAACUCAGAUGUGAAACUGUUUAAAAAAAUAUUUUUUUAACUAUAUCCCAUCCUAUUCUACCCUCCCAUGCCCCUGAUUCUUGUUUAAUUGAAUGACAUUAACUAAUUUUAAAAAUCUCAUGUUCAAUAAAACACAACUAAGUUUUUAACUAAGUUAUUCUUCAGAGUGUCAGUGAGCAAUAUUACCAAUACAAAUCUAUUAACAAUAGGUCUACUUUAAUGUUUUUUAUAAUUUCUUCAAAAUUCUAAGAUGAUAGAUAAAUAAUCCUCAAUUUACGCUAGUGUUUUCAGUUAUACAUUAUAAUGUAGAGCCAUGUUCAAAACUUUUUGUGUUUAUUCUAGGUGAGUUGGUGUUAAUUUUAAAUUUUAAUUAAAAUUCAUCUUCAGAAAUAAUCAAACUAACUUAUCGGGUAAUGAAAGUGAUGUAAUUUUCUAUGAUAAUUUUUAGAUACCAUAAAUGUUCAUCAGCGCAAUUACAUUUAAAUUUCUUUAUUUCAUCCUGCAGUGCUAUUUAGCACUGUGCUGUAUGUGUUCAGUUUUUAUUGAGCAGUAGUGUACAAGUUAUAUUUCUGAACCACUGCUAAAGACUGCGUAAUUAAAAAUAUUUAUAAAAUAUUGUAAUGACACCAUUCUGAAUUUUUUUUGCUUGUGAGGUGUAUAAAAAAUUGUUAAAUCAUUGCAUCCAUCUACACUAAGCUAUUUAAAAAAAAACACCCCUGUGGGAUUGGUAUUAAAUUUAUUUACCUAUAUAAUAGGAGACAAAAGUAUAAGUACGUAUAAAUGGGGACAAAAAUGCACAUCUGUGUGAUUUGGGACACUAUAAUUAGAGUCAAAAGUAAAUAUACACUAGUAGAUUUGAGGACAAAAACUGAUAUCUAAUUAUUAGAGAUGAUCAUAAGCAACAAAAAACAUGUUUCUGGUUUUGGUAAUCUGCUGUCAACCAAUCAAAGUGUUCCACUGUUUUAUGUGCUAUACACAAGGAAAACUAUACACCAUAAAGACUUCACCAGAUAAUUGAUGUACAAUUGAUACUCUUUGUUGUUGAAACAACUGCAGCUGUAUGUUUGAUACAUAUCUGAAACAUUGCACAAUGCUGUACUUAAAACUUGCUUUUGUUUUAAAAAUUAUUCACUUCUGGCUCUGGAUGUGUUAAAGUCUUAUUUUAGCAUUGAAUUAGAUUUACUCAAAAAUAAUUUGAAACAAUAAAAUUGACAAAUAAUUGGUUUUAAAUGUAUUUGUGACCUAUAUAACAUUUUAUCACACUAUUUAGUCUAAAAUUUCUUGAUGAUUUUUUUUUUUGCAUAAUAUUAUCUGUUGACCACUAGGAUUAUUCCUGCCUCAUUGCCUAGUGGUAGAUCUGAAAAAUUAACCUAAAUUUCUGCAGGGUAUCAAAAUUGUGUUGGACAAAGUUUAAAAAGAAAUUGUUUUCCAGCUUUUUAAGACUUAAAUUUCCUUGCAUAUAUUUUUAAUUUUACCUUUGUUAGGUAACUAAUUAAUUUUUAUUAAAUGUAAAAACGAUUGCUUGAUUAAAUUUGUGUCAAAAGCCGUUAAGAACCCUAACUUAAAAAAAUUAGACUAUCAUUAUCCUGUUAGUAAACCUGUUAUAUCACGUCCCUUCGCCCUCGACAACCAGAUGAAACCUCUGUUGUCUUCUGUUUCACACUUGGUCCAUUGUUGAGCUGAUUUAGAGCCCCUCCCUUUGUCUGAUAUGAUGCUUUGAGUCCAAUGUUUAGCUGAUUUAGAACCCCUCUCUAUGUCUCAUAUGAUGCAUGUACAUAAAUAUUUCUAAGAAGUUCAAAUACCAAAUCUCUGGUGUCAGUGUAAGUAGGAUUUUAGCUUGGCAUUAAUUGUAAAUGAUGUAUUAAUAAAACAUGUCAGUGCCUUCAUAUAAAUGCCAUCAAUUGUGUGGUCUUUCAUGAUUUAUGCUACAGGGAUGGAUACAAAGCCACUAUGUAUUCCUAAAAACUCUGCCUUGGUUCUUAGUUUGGUUCAACUUUAUUGGUUGAACUUGUAUUCCAUUUUUAAAAUUUUGUAGACAAAAAUAGGACAGAAAGUAGCUAGACACUUUAAAUACAGAAUCAGUAUUAGACUUUCUGAUUUGUGUAAGUAUUUUUAUCGUGCUUUAUUACCAUCUGACAUUGCAAUAGAUGAAGUGCCUCAAUACCUUUAACACAUGUGUACUCAACAACAACAGCAUUGAUUUAGAACAUUUCUAUAGCUUGUAUGAUGUUGUAAACAAAGAACCAUUGGUUGUGAUCCAUGGUGCCUAAAAUUUGUUUUCUUGUGCACAGUUUUAUAAGAAAUGAAACUAAUGGAAAUGUUCCAUUAGCUAUAGGCAUAUAGUUCCAGAGUAAUAUUUGUAAUAAACUUAAUAUUCUUGUGGAUCCUUGAACAAUUAUUCCAUAUAAUUACAAUAUAGCACACUUCCUGUUUUUUAUGAUGUGAAUAGUAUUUAAAUGUCUAGAGAAAGAUUGAUAUUCCAACCUGAUUUUCAGGAUGCUGCAUUUAUCUUGAAUUGGAAAUUCACACAAAAAUAAGGCAGUAACAGUUUAUUGCUCAAUUCGGUCAUUAGUAUUACAUUAAAAUAGUAUUAACUAAAGAUUUUUAUGCUAAGUACAGUUAACAUUCUAAUUGUACAUAUGCAAAAUGUAAUUCACAACUAGAAUCUGUAUUAGAUGCAGGUAAUUUGUUUUAUUAUAGUUUAUAGCAUUAGGUUGUUUUUUGUUUUUUUUGCAAGUUCUCUAUGUUUAAAAAUUGAGAUUUAGUUCAAUCCUCCAGCAUAUCUAACUUUUGUGGGUGCUUAGUAAUGUGUUACUGUGAUGUUAGUGAUUGCUUUUUACAACUUUGUGUCAGAUACCCUAUUUAGACAUUUGUGGUACAGUAUUUCCUGCAUUUUAUCUUCAAAAGUUGUUUUACAGAUAUUGUUUAAUAGUUAGCCCCAUAAUGUACCUAAAAACUGCAGUUCCAUACAUUGUCUCUUAUUACUACUGGCAUUUUAUCUCUCAAAGUCAUGUUUUACUAGCUUUAUAAUUUAUGUUGCAGUCUAGUUUUGUAACAUUUAUCAUGUUUUUUUGACUUUGUGUUGAUGUGAUAAGGCAACUAAUUGUGUUGGCGUGUUACAUAUAAAAUUAACAAAAGUGUAUUUACAAGCAUGCCCAUUUCAACAAGCAAGAUUUACUAGUUUUAAUUGCUAAUAAUAGAAAAUCACUUUCAGCUUUAUAAUUCUAAGGUUUAUUAUUCCCUAUGGACAAAAUCAGCAAUGCGGCCUUAAUGAUAAUACUAAGUUAGAAUACAAUGUUUUUAAACAUUUAGAAAUUAGACCUCUAAAAGUUCAUUAAUUUAUUAGCUGUAAGCACUGAACACCAUAAUGUUUUCCAUAUCACUUAGUUGUAUGCAAAACAGUUGAGUUGAAAUUUGACUACACAUUUCUCAUUGUAAUUUUAUCAAGAAAACUCAAGAAACUGCUCUUUUUGUAUAGUCAUUUAUAAUUAAACCACUUUUUAUUGGAGUUUUCAUGAAUGUUGAUAAUUUGCUUCAUUUUUUUGCAUUGUACAUUGUGUUAGCUAUGAGAGUAGAUCUUUAGAUGUAGUAGAUUCUAAUUUCUAACACAAUAGUCUUGUGUUAAUUUAACAUAGUGUGUAGUGUGUAGGCAUCAUUUUCUUCAUUAUGUUGUAUCAUCUCUUAUCCUUGUGUGUACAUAGAUACAAUUGUACAUUUCAUCAUGAUAUUAAUAAACUUAUUUUAGAAAAAAGGACAAAGGAAAUCAUCUUCCAGUGUUAUGUUUUUUA
Physella acuta is the source of this 7807-nucleotide messenger RNA. RefSeq names its product serine/threonine-protein kinase 17A. Gene Ontology annotation, biological process: intracellular signal transduction; positive regulation of apoptotic process; protein phosphorylation. Gene Ontology annotation, molecular function: ATP binding; protein serine/threonine kinase activity. Gene Ontology annotation, cellular component: nucleus. The record is from RefSeq and is a predicted model, not a curated record. Lineage: Eukaryota; Metazoa; Mollusca; Gastropoda; Physidae.